AAAGAAUAUUAAAUCCGUGUAAACUGAACAAAAAUUUAAUUAGAUCCACUUUUUAACAUAGCAGAGCUGUCUUGGAAAAACAUUUUAAAAAAGUUGGUCUUUCCAGAUAAAUAAAGGUUUUAGCAGAAUGUUUGAUAAUAAAGGCGAUAAACUUCUGCUUGAAAUGGAGGAGGAUGAUGCUGAUCCCGAGAAUCAGCAUCCCCGCUGUGAGCACGGACCCACGGUUUUGUUUUAUCGGCAAUCCCAGCUUCCCGGCGAGGGAUAUUACGCCUGUUCAGCGCACAGGGACUCAAAACUAUGUAGUUUUCACCUGUCAGCAGAUCAAUGGAGAGGUCAAACAACAAGAGAUCCAUUUCUAGCCAAAAACUAUCCCCUAUCAGCCCGAAAAUUACCAAAUUCAGCUCUUCCUGAUCCUACAUUAAGCCUAACAGCACUUUCCCAGGAUAAAGUUAAUGCUCAAUAUUUCUUUGAUGAAGCUGCUCUUAUCUUCUUAACAAAUCAGUGCACAAAUAUAGGAGCUAGUAAGGUUAUCUGCAUGGGUGCACCACGUUUACAUUUCCACCUGCGCCACCAAAUGCAAAGUUUUCUAUUGGAUCUGGAUGAAAGAUUUGCAGAGUAUCUGGGACCUGAAGAGUUUUGUCUCUACAACAUGUGCAAUAAUCACUUCUUUUACAAUCGCAGGCCCUUUGAACAGUUCCUGGCUGGUACCAGUCCGGGACAACUUGUGAUAAUAACGGAUCCGCCCUUCGGCUGUCGCACAGAAUUGAUUUCACACACCCUACGCAGCCUUAGGAAACUCCACAACAGAAUAAACCAGUUGGUGUCAACUCCACUCUCUAUAUUCUGGAUAUAUCCGUACUAUUCUGCUAAUCACAUAAGACAGGAAAUGCCUGAGAUGGAAAUGUGCGAUUACCGAAUAAACUAUACCAAUCACCAGAGGUAUACGAAUAUGGGCAAGCAAAGCCGGUUUUGUGGAUCACCUGUGCGAAUGUUUACCAAUGUGCCCCUCAGAUUGCUUCAACUGCCCCUGGAAGAGGGCUAUAAGUACUGCCAAAUCUGCGAUUGCCACACGGCAAAGGAUAACCUUCACUGCAAUCGAUGUGGGAAAUGUCCAUCGGUAAAUGGUCAAUCGUAUCGGCAUUGUGAGUCAUGCGAUAUCUGUGUCAAACCUAAUUAUGUUCACUGCGUUAGCUGCAGGAGAUGCACUCAAAGAGAGGGGCACAACUGCUCCUUCUACCAGACCAAACAACACUGCUGGUUGUGCGGCAAAAAAGGCCACAUUGAAGCCAAGUGCUAUAACGUACAAAAACGGAAUAUGAAGUUCACAAAAGGCUGUCUUCUGUGCGGUAAACAGAAUCACAGGGAAAGAAGAUGCACUAAGCGCAAAAAGUACUUCAGGGAACUUCACUUUAUGGAAGAAACCACUAUAACAUGUCUUUAAGCACUCUCUUCGUGUUCAGUCCCACCUACACGAAAUGUAUUUGUAGUUAACACUUGUUGAAUGGAUUCAGUUUAUGCACUUUGAGCUGUAUUUACAUAGCUUAUUAAUAAAAAUUAUUUGUACGAAGUA
Messenger RNA from Drosophila eugracilis, 1570 nucleotides. Its product is annotated as rRNA N6-adenosine-methyltransferase ZCCHC4. NCBI's taxonomy places the organism in Eukaryota, Metazoa, Arthropoda, Insecta, Diptera, Drosophilidae. Gene Ontology annotation, molecular function: zinc ion binding; rRNA (adenine-N6-)-methyltransferase activity; nucleic acid binding. The coding region runs from base 128 to 1441 and encodes 437 amino acids. The record is from RefSeq and is a predicted model, not a curated record. Gene Ontology annotation, cellular component: nucleolus; cytoplasm. Gene Ontology annotation, biological process: rRNA methylation. The transcript has 4 exons.